Molecule: messenger RNA, 928 nt
Organism: Linum trigynum
Lineage: Eukaryota; Viridiplantae; Streptophyta; Magnoliopsida; Malpighiales; Linaceae
Source: the annotation of a GenBank genome assembly
GGCAGGGGCAACCAUUUCAGCAGCCCCAGCAUCAGUAUGUCGAGCCAACAGCAGCUCUAGCUCCCGAUAAUCAGAUGACCGAGCUGAAGAACAUUUUGGCGGCAUUCAUGACUACCAGCCAAGCGAAUUUUACCAGGAUUGACCAAAGCAUCGCCUCGUUGGAGGCGGGUCAGAGGAAUCAAGGUGACAUACUGCAGGACCUCCAGCAUCAGCUUGGAGGAAUAGCUCGUCAGAACAAUACCCGGGCACCAGGAACUCUACCUGCAACUACCAUACCCAAUCCACGGGAGCCACACCAGCAGCUGAAUGCCAUCACCACCAGGAGUGGCAAGACCACUUCGGCGGUACCUGCCCAGGAUGGGGAGGGAGAGCCACUGCCUGCUUCAGCACUUCCAGCCGACGAUGCAGAAGGGAGAGUGGAGAAGGAAGCCCGUGCUCCCAAGCCACAGCUAGUGGUUAAAGAGCAUGUACCCCAGCUUCCCUUCCCCACUCGACUACACAAAGAUAAGCUGGAGACUGAGUUUGCCAAGUUCAUGGCAAUGUUGAAGCAGCUCAACUUCCAGCAUACCUUUCAUGGAGGCACUGUCGAAGAUGCCCAAGUACGGCAAGUUCAUGAAGGAUCUCCUCAGCAACAAGAAGAAACUUGGGGAUCUUUCGACAGUGAUGCUGAGCGAGGAGUGUUCUGCCAUCUUGCAGAACAAGCUGCCCGAAAAGUGCAAGGACCCAGGGAGUUUUACUAUCCCUCUUACUAUUGGCAGCAUGCAUGUAGGGAAGUCCUUGGCGGACCUAGGCGCUAGCAUAAAUGUCAUGCCAUACAACUUGUUUACAAAGCUAGACCUAGGUGAACUUAGCCCUACUAGGAUGAGCAUUCAGUUAGUUGAUCGCUCUAUUGUGCAUCCUAGGGGUAUCAUAAAAGAUCUGCUUGUUA